GUUAACGUUAUUCCAACAUUCACUUGUUUUGUCUUUCUGUUUUUUUUUUCCCCCGAGAAUUAGAAAAGCCAGCACUGAUUUAAUCAUCCCGUAACUUUGUGACUUCUAGAGAAGAUGAGAAACGUGUCGUAUUUGUUUGUUUGGUUAUCCAUGUGUGUCUGAUUGAGCCAACAGUAAGCAUGCUGACUGCACAGAGGGCAUGUGCAGCAAUGGCUGCCAGGCGCCUGGUUAGAGCGUCAGUCUCCUCAGCACACACACACCGCUCUCUGAUCCACACUUCCAUACCAUGGCAGGACCAGGUUGAGCUUCACUCUGAAUGGGCCAGUCUGGCUAAGAAACAGCUUAAAGGGAAGAACCCAGAGGAUCUGAUCUGGCGCACACCAGAGGGACUCAACAUCAAGCCUGUGUACACUAAAGCAGACUCAGCCCGUGGUGCUGAUGAAUUGCCAGGAGUGUUUCCCUAUACUAGGGGGCCCUAUCCCACCAUGUACACUUACAGACCGUGGACCAUCAGGCAGUAUGCUGGCUUUAGUACUGUGGAGGAGAGCAACAAGUUCUAUAAAGAUAACAUUAAAGCUGGACAACAGGGUCUCUCCGUGGCUUUUGAUCUCCCGACGCACCGCGGUUAUGAUUCAGACAACCCCCGAGUCCACGGAGAUGUCGGCAUGGCUGGAGUCGCUAUAGACACAGUUGAGGACAUGAAGAUGCUUUUUGAUGGAAUCCCUCUGGAGAAGAUGUCUGUUUCAAUGACAAUGAAUGGAGCAGUUAUUCCUGUAUUGGCUAUGUUUAUUGUGACUGGAGAGGAGCAGGGUGUGCCUAAAGCCAAACUAACAGGUACAAUUCAAAACGACAUUUUGAAGGAGUUUAUGGUACGAAACACCUAUAUUUUCCCCCCAGAGCCUUCAAUGCACGCCAUUGCAGACAUAUUCGCUUACACCUCCCAGCACAUGCCCAAGUUCAACUCGAUAUCCAUCAGUGGCUACCACCUUCAGGAGGCUGGAGCUGAUGCCAUCCUGGAAGUGGCCUACACCAUCGCUAAUGGCCUCGAGUACUGCCGCACCGGUCUGAAAGCAGGCUUAACCAUCGAUGAGUUUGCCCCAAGGUUGUCGUUCUUCUGGGGUAUUGGGAUGAAUUUCUACAUGGAAAUUGCCAAGCUGAGGGCAGGCAGGAGAUUAUGGGCCACACUCAUUCAAGAGAACUUCCAGCCCAAGAAUGCAAAGUCUCUCCUGCUGCGCACACACUGCCAGACUUCAGGCUGGUCUCUCACCGAACAAGAUCCAUACAACAACGUGAUUCGAACGGUGAUUGAAGCCAUGGCAGCUGUGUUCGGGGGGACCCAGUCACUCCACACUAACUCAUUCGAUGAAGCUCUUGGCUUGCCCACAGUGAAGAGCGCUCGCAUUGCCAGGAACACCCAGAUCAUCAUCCAGGAGGAGUCGGGCAUCCCCAAAGUCGCUGACCCCUGGGGUGGUUCGCACAUGAUGGAGUCUCUCACGGAGGACGUCUACAACACGGCCCUAAAGUUCAUCAAAGACAUUGAAGAUAUGGGAGGCAUGGCCAGAGCUGUGGCAGAGGGUAUUCCAAAACUACGCAUUGAGGAAUGUGCAGCACGUAGACAGGCCCGCAUUGACUCAGGAUCAGAAGUCAUCGUCGGCGUGAAUAAGUACCGUCUGGAAAAAGAGGAGAGUGUAGAGGUGCUGGCCAUAGACAACACUGUUGUACGUCAGAAACAGAUUGAAAAACUGAAAAAGGUGAGGGAAAGUCGUGACCCUCAGGCAGCGAAGAAGUGCCUGGCAGCCAUUGAGGAGUGUGCCCAAACCAGAGAGGGCAACCUUUUAGCCCUGGCCGUGGAGGCAGCUCGAGCCAGAUGCUCUGUUGGUGAAAUCACUGAUGCCAUGAAGAAAGUGUUUGGCGAACACAAGGCCAGCACCAGGAUGGUGAGCGGGGCUUACCGCAGCGAGUUUGGGGAGCAUGAAGAGAUUGCCCUGACCCACAACAGAGUUGCAGAUUUUAAGAAGCACGAGGGCAGGAACCCUCGACUGCUUGUUGCAAAGAUGGGGCAGGAUGGCCACGACAGAGGAGCCAAAGUCAUUGCCACAGGGUUUGCCGACCUGGGCUUUGAUGUGGACAUCGGACCACUGUUUCAGACUCCCCUUGAGGUUGCCCAGCAGGCGGUCGAUGCUGAUGUUCACUGUGUCGGGGUCAGCACUCUUGCCGCAGGACACAAGACCCUGGUCCCAGAGCUCAUCAAGGAACUACGGAAGCUCAACAGGCCAGAUAUUCUUGUCAUCUGUGGAGGUGUCAUCCCACCACAGGAUUAUGAGUUCCUAUACCAGAGUGGUGUGUGUGCAAUCUUCGGUCCAGGAACCAGGAUCCCACAAGCUGCAGUGGAGGUUAUUGACAACAUUGAGAAGAGUCUGGAAAACAUCCGGCAGGCCAUGUGAACUCUUAAGAAAAAACUACAACAAGAGCUGUCUAUUCAUGCUGUGCCAAGAACAGAGUCACAAGUGCGAGCCAACACUUUUGUACAGAAUCUGUUUGACUGGUAGCAUGAAGUCGUAAAAAACUGUUCACAGCAUGUACAGAAGUUAGAAUCACUACCAACCUGUGGGGAUGUUAUGCUUGUAUUAACACUCCAUUCCCUGUAUAUCAGAUUUGAUUUUAACUAGUAAUAGGAUCCCCAGAGUUUGCAGUAACUUCACAAAGAAACAAAAUUAACAUCACCAAUAAAGAGUGUAGUGUUUUUUGUUUUUUUUUCAUUGAGGGAAUCACUCAAAAUCUAAAGAAAUACUGUCACACAUAAACGUUUCAGAUGGGUAAAUGGGGAUUGAACUAUUUCCCUCCUUUGAAACAUGCUUGUGUGAGAAUUGCAUUGGUUGCAGGGAGAGUAAUAUCACUGUAAAUAUCUUUGAAAUUCUAAAAUAUAAUUGGGAACUGGGACCCUUGGUGAACACUGUAGACUGUAAUAGGAUAUAAUUCAAUAUUCACGACGGAAAUCAGACUAUAUUAAGACCUUUACCCACACUUAAACAAUGGAACAUACAUUACGUUUAAUCAAAUUGGAACAGCUUAACAGACACAGUAUCAUGUGACAGAAAUUUGGCUUGAGAAGAGCAGAGCAUUUUUUGCCAUCAGUAUAAAACAAAGGACAAUAAACCUUGGAAUGUAAUGCUUUUUUUGUAAGCUGUCUGUGUGUAAUUUGCAGUUACCUAGCAGGGUGUGAAUAGUGCUAGUGUAGUGCGGAUGGAUAGACAGAAAUUCACAUCAAAACGAACCUCUGUGGAACCCUUACCUCUGAUUUUUAUGUUUAUGGAUAUUAUCAUAUUGACAGUGGCCUUUUCAAUAGUUGUUUCGAUCUUUCCUCCCUGCAUAAUGUUUGAUUUAACCAGCUUCAGUCGGUGAUCACAAUUUAUGAAGAUUUCCGAAAUGGUAUUUUUCUAUGUGUGAUUCUGAAUCAGAGUUGGUGCUGUUCAGUCUAAAUAAAGUAUGUGUACUUUGGAAAUGUGA
Messenger RNA from Seriola aureovittata, 3507 nucleotides. RefSeq names its product methylmalonyl CoA mutase (gene mmut). The transcript is spliced from 13 exons. The record is from RefSeq and is a predicted model, not a curated record. Gene Ontology annotation, cellular component: mitochondrion. Lineage: Eukaryota; Metazoa; Chordata; Actinopteri; Carangiformes; Carangidae. Gene Ontology annotation, molecular function: cobalamin binding; metal ion binding; methylmalonyl-CoA mutase activity. The coding region runs from base 180 to 2444 and encodes 754 amino acids.